GACAACGGUAACUUUAAUUCUGACAAGUUACAGCAGUAGAAAUAUUAACGCAAUUUGCAUUAGGACAGUAGAAACAGUAGAGACGUUUUGUUUUUCCUUGAAGGAUCGGUGUCUUGCUUGGUAACAUCAGUGACUCCCGAAAAGCCAUAAAUGAUAGUAAAACCAAUUCAUAUCUAACGUUACCAGGUUUUACACGAAAAUGAAUCAAGCAAAAGCAGCUAAAGAAAGGGUUUGCUCGUCGAUAACACAAAAGAAGCCCUUAAAGGAAAAUAAAAGGAUAACCUCUGGAAACAGGAGAAAGGCCACAGAUGUGAGAGUGUUGGCAGAGAGGAACCCGGCCGUGGCACCUGUAGGUGUUUGGGUAGAGAGCGGAGAUGAGAGUCUGGAGCACCCCGCGGUCCGGGCUUUGCUCACAGAAGAGUUUCUGGAGGAGACUCGACGAGAGAAAGAGGAGAGUCUGCGCCGAUUUCAGGAUGCAGUUCGUGAACGUGUGUCGCAGCAGGCCUGUCUGCGCAAACAACAGCAGCUACUGAAAUCAUAUGAGACAGUUGAGUGUGAGAGCAAAGUAUCGCAACUAACCAGCAAAGCAGCCCCUCGUCUUACACCUCAAACCAAUUUAUUCCCUUCCUGGACACAUGGGGAGCGAGCAAUCUGCAGUCCCAGCUCUUGCAGUGUCAGCGCUCGGGGGACGGAGGCUGUUUCUUCACAUCACCAUACACAUAAUAUACGGGUCAGUAAAGUCAGGAAGCAGGUGAGACACAGACUAGCCGCUCGUCAGACAGUACAAGAGGGUGAUGAACUCUCACAGCUACCUGGUGGGAGCUGGAAACUAUCCCCAGCUAGAGAUAAACCUGAAUCACACACUGGGGGAGAUCAGAAGGAUACUGAAGGUACAAAUUAUGGAGGAGAGGAAUACGAGCAGGAUGUUGAAGUGGAAGAUGAGAUGCUGUUGGGGCAACAUGAUCAACCUCUUGAUUUGCAUCGCCACAGAAGCAAGACUGUAACUUUUCAGAACGAAAUGGUAUAUGAGCCAGACGAGCCAGACACUGUUUCCUUCACAACUGACUACAGAGCUUCCCAAGUGCUUUGGCCUCAUGACCAUCAGGAGGAGCUGAAGAGGCAGAGGCAGUCUCAGUUCCUCAUGUAUCGACGGCACUUCAUGGACACUGAGCGAGAGCAAGUGAAGGAGCACCGAAGGCACAGGAAACAUCUGAAGAGAACUGCGAGCAUUAAGAAUGAAAAAGAGCAACUCAGGAAAGCGGAGGAGAAGAAGAUGGAGAGGCAGCGACAGCAGGAGGAAGAAAGAAAAGACAUGGCUGAGAGGGAGUAUUUGAUUUUGGAGCGAUUGAGGCUUGAUGAGGAGGAGGCAGCAGAGAAGGUAGAGAGACGAGAGAAAACAAAGAGCAUCAGAGAAAGCAAACGGUACAUUGAGGCCAUGCAGGCUCUAAUGAAAAAGAAGCUGGAGAAGGAUCAUGUUGAACUCCCUCCUCUGUGCUGCUGUGGAGACACUUUCUGGGACAGCCAUCCUGAUACCUGCGCCAACAACUGCAUCUUCUACAGCAAUCCUAAAGUUUAUGCUCAGGCUCUGCAGUCUGUCUUGCUAAGCUGUGAUCUGAAGGAAGGAGGCUUUGGACAGUAUGCGUCCACCUGGAAGGCAUCCUCUAUGGAUGUUCAUUCUCAAAGGAAGUGAUUGCAGUCCAUCUUUAGAGUCAUUAUUGAACAUGUUUUAAGAUUGGACAGCCUGAAGUGUAAUGUUGAAAUAACGUAAUGAUUCCAUGGUGUGAUAUUUUUUUAUUGUACUCAUAAAUGGUUUUAAAAUACCUGACAUAUCUAAAUGUAACCAGCAUUUUUACUGUUUUAAUAAACCUUACUGA
Messenger RNA from Sinocyclocheilus grahami, 1874 nucleotides. It is a transcript of the gene ccdc15, whose product is annotated as coiled-coil domain containing 15. Gene Ontology annotation, cellular component: centrosome. The transcript is spliced from 10 exons. The record is from RefSeq and is a predicted model, not a curated record. NCBI's taxonomy places the organism in Eukaryota, Metazoa, Chordata, Actinopteri, Cypriniformes, Cyprinidae. Bases 200 to 1690 code for a protein of 496 amino acids.